UUUCUUGUCCGCCACGAUAUACAGGAAAUGCUUAUUACAGAUGUGAUAAAUUGGAAUGUUUGAGAAAUGAUGAGUGCAAGGAUCACGAGAUAUGCGAUCAGCAUCUUUAUAAGUGUAUUGAUGCAUGCAAGGCACCUACCGUUUGUGGUGAAAAUACAGUUUGCAUUCCUCAGUCGCACAGUUAUACUUGUAGAUGUAAAGACAGUUACUAUGGGGAUCCUGUUGCUGGCUGUAGAAAAAUUAUUACUUGUGAAGUCGAUCUUAAUUGUCCAUCUGGUGAAUUGUGUCAAAAAGGUGUAUGCAUGGUACCCUGUAAUUCUGACAGAGACUGUGGUCCAAAUGAUCGCUGUGACAAAGGAAGAUGUAUCUCUGUUUGCCGAUCAAAUAAUGAAUGUCCCCAAGGCCAAGCGUGUAGGGAAGGAACAUGUGAAACUGUUGAUCGAUGCGAAAAUGAUAAUAUAUGUGAUGAAUCUCUUGCCUGUCGCAGAGGAGAUCAAGGAUAUAUGGAUUGCUUGGAUCCGUGUGCCCUUACUGUUUGCGCUCGCAAUUCCAUUUGUUUAUCCAGAAAUCACGUUGCCGUUUGCCAAUGUCAAGAAGGAUACAUUGGCGAUCCAUUGAAUAGAGGAUGUGAUCCAGUGGAUUGUCAAAAGCAUGAAAAUUGUCACCAUAAUGAAGUUUGUGAAAAUUAUAAAUGUGUCGAUCCAUGUCAAUUGCAAAAUUUCUGCGGCAAUAAUGCGUACUGUGUUGCACAAGCUCAUUCUGCAGUUUGUCGUUGCC
Messenger RNA from Centruroides sculpturatus (bark scorpion), 777 nucleotides. RefSeq lists its product as uncharacterized. NCBI's taxonomy places the organism in Eukaryota, Metazoa, Arthropoda, Arachnida, Scorpiones, Buthidae. The record is from RefSeq and is a predicted model, not a curated record. The transcript is spliced from 10 exons. The coding region runs from base 67 to 618 and encodes 183 amino acids.